Echinostoma caproni is the source of this 705-nucleotide messenger RNA. Lineage: Eukaryota; Metazoa; Platyhelminthes; Trematoda; Plagiorchiida; Echinostomatidae. The record is from the annotation of a GenBank genome assembly.
AUGCUCCCAUACGACCAAGCAUCUCACAUAGCCUCUGCUGAGGAAGCCCUAUUCACUGCAUUCUCGUGGUGGAGCGCCCUGAAGCACAAGAAAAAAUGCGAGCUCAAUCAUUCUUCAUCCUCCCUGUGGGAUCUAUCCCCGAACUCUGGUCUACUCUGUCCCCCUGAAAUGAAUGUAUCCACCUACACACUCAGUUUUAACGGUAGCAUCUACCGCGUGGAUGAAACCAUCGGUAUAUCUGCCCCGGAUCAGCAUUCUACGUUCCACAAAUCGUUUGCUCGCCGAUUUCUCACCGGGAUUAAACGCAGUCUCAGCUUGCAUCACAUCCAUCACACAAGUUCACGCGGAGAUCCCCCUCGUCAAUUGAGCGUCGAGCAGUUGAACCAAACUGAUACUGUUAGGCGUGUUCUGGUCCAACGACGUGGAUCUCGCACAGCCCGUCUGCUUCAAUGUGUUCGGCCAUCCGUGACCGGGGACCAUCAAGCAAGCACAGUGGAUAGACUUAAACCUGGACCGCGGCAGAUUCCCAUUGAUCAAAUGCAUCAGUUGCGUUCACAUUUAGUCUUGCACACGUGUUUUUUAGACCCCCAAAAAUUUAUGGCCCCGCAACAGAUCCGAAAACUCCGUGGACUUUAUGUCGUCAUACAGCCUCCUUUCCGAACUCCUUCGAUGUCGGUUCAUGCCAUUCCUCCAAUGAUCGCCUAG